Messenger RNA from Limulus polyphemus (Atlantic horseshoe crab), 1645 nucleotides. Its product is annotated as rhomboid-related protein 2-like. The record is from RefSeq and is a predicted model, not a curated record. Gene Ontology annotation, cellular component: membrane. NCBI's taxonomy places the organism in Eukaryota, Metazoa, Arthropoda, Merostomata, Xiphosura, Limulidae. The transcript has 7 exons. Gene Ontology annotation, molecular function: serine-type endopeptidase activity; calcium ion binding. Bases 687 to 1400 code for a protein of 237 amino acids.
AAGUUUUUAAAUUAUUUUCUGUUUUUUUUUUCUUCUAAUUUUAUUGCCAAGAUAACAAAAGUUUGAAUAAGGGAACAUUUUUUCCAAAGUUUCAGUACUUUUUUUAUCAUUAAUAUUUCCAAACAGAAUAUUUAAACUAUCCUAAUUUUAUGUAUGAUUCAUGUUACUUAUCUCUUUCAAUUCUCAGGAAGAGAAGUAUUAAUAUAUCUGUUUCCAAACCAAUUUUUCAUGUUUUGUCAUAAAUAUCAGACUCGAUAAUAACUGACAUCCAGUGUGUAGCUUUGUCAAAACGUGUUUGUAAGAAAAGAUAUACAAUCACAGGAUUGUUUUCAUCAGUAUAAGGAAAAGCCUUAUAAAAAAAAUUAUGAAGUUAGUGAUUUAAAAAAUUGCUCUCUGAUCUUCCUCAGAUACAUUUCUAUGUUCUGUGUGUACUGUUAACUUUAUAUUUGCUCUUAACAUAAGUGUAUAGAAAGUGCUAAAAUUAUGUUCACUGUUUCAUUAUUUUAUGUGCUUCUCUUUGUUAAUCAUACUUUGGUGUACUGGGCCCUUUUUGUGACCCAUACCAUCCCACCAGCACUGACAGUCAUGUAUGACCCAUGGGGAGGAGAGGGGGAUCAUAAUGGUUGCCCGAGGGGGCCUGUGUGCCAUGUCACAAAGGAGAAGCCUUGCUUUUAAACUUCAGCAAGAUGAAUGUCAAUACUGACAAAAGUCAGCAAACCCAGCCUUCGAGAAGUACACGUAAAGAACACCACAAUGUUGAAAUGGACAGAGUUUGGCGGCCUAUCUUUGAAAAGUAUGAUUCAGAUCACGAUGGGUGGAUACCGCUGGAUGAACUGAAAGUACUUCUUCAGUCUGACGCGUCCGAGAUCAGUAAUGAUUUUCCAGAAGGGGUUCUCGAUGAGAUUCUUGAAAGAGCUGAUUGGGAUAAUGAUCGAAUGCUAAGUUAUGAGGAGUUUCUCCGAAUGGUUCAUGCUAUGGAAUUGGGUUUGGCUAGACCAAAGUUCCAGAGGCUUGUUAGAAUUGUGGCGAUGACCGUAGUUCCAAAGUCAGAACGAGCCACCACAGUGAGAAAAUACUUGGAGCAGUAUAGCUGUAUGCCUCCUCCACUGUUCAUGAUUAUAGCCAGUCUAGGAGAGCUUGGUGUCUUUAUUUAUUACUGUGCAAAACUGAAAGAACUAAGUGCUGCCGGUCCUGUUCCCAUUCACAGUUCCCUCAUCUACAACCCUUAUCGUCGCAAAGAGGCCUGGAGGUUCAUCACUUACAUGCUUAUUCAUGCUGGGGCUGUUCACAUCUUUUUCAACAUCAUGAUUCAGUUGUUGCUGGGGAUUCCUCUGGAGAUGGUGCACAAGUGGUGGAGAGUGGGACUUCUGUAUUUCGCUGGUGGACUAGCGGGUGCGUAAUAUAACUUAAUACCUGUCACAUUUUACUGGUGCACAAGUGGUGGAGAGUGGGACUUCUGUAUUUCGCUGGUGGACUAGCGGGUGCAUAAUAUAACUUAACACCUAUCACAUUUUACUAGUGGACUAGUGGGUGUAUACCUUACAUACCUAAUUACGUAUUUCUCUGAUGGACUAGCAGAUGGGUACUCUUGAUGUAGCUCUUUGCAGAACAUAAAAUUAAUUGCUUAUGUUACAUACAUUAUAUU